AUGGACGAUAUCGAUGAACCCUCGUCCAUGGAUGCAGCAAAGGAAUCGGAAACGAAAGACAGAAGCAAACGAAAACGCGUUCAGGCGUCUGGCGCCCACGAUCCUGGCGUUGGAACCAGCAGAGGGAUUGUACAGCCGAGAGCAUCAGGCAACAAUGGUACCCCGCCUCAUGAACAUACCACCGCGUUGCGGUCAUCAAGCGCUUCGGAUCUGCUGGAUUCCACCAUAAGCCAAGGGCACGGUGAUGAAAUCAGCCGUCCUUCUACCCCUCCUGUACAACCAACCUCGACGAAUCCUCAAACGCAGAUCUCGGAUCGGAAGGCAACUGCAAAAGAGGGAUUUGGAGUGGCAUCGCGGUUCGCACAAACACUCCUCAAGAAGGUUCCGGCCUGUGUCGAGUCCAAUCCAGUCAAGAUGGCGUUCUCCAUUGCAAAUGUGAUAAUUGAGAUAAAAGAGGUCCUGCGACGCGCGCGUCCGUCCAAUCCGUCCCCUCCCAAACGCGUGGAUGGUUGUCGUUGA
This is a messenger RNA of Cyclocybe aegerita, 519 nucleotides long. NCBI's taxonomy places the organism in Eukaryota, Fungi, Basidiomycota, Agaricomycetes, Agaricales, Hemipholiotaceae. The record is from the annotation of a GenBank genome assembly.